Molecule: messenger RNA, 792 nt
Organism: Fomitopsis serialis
Lineage: Eukaryota; Fungi; Basidiomycota; Agaricomycetes; Polyporales; Fomitopsidaceae
Exons: 4
Coding region: 1-792 (263 amino acids)
Source: RefSeq, a predicted model, not a curated record
AUGUUCUCGACUUUAACCCUCACCGUAGGGACACACAUCCCGGAAGCCGUAGCCCUCUCUAGAGAGGAGGCUUUCCCAGCCCCUCAGUCCGACUUCUACUCCAACAAGAUUCUGAACAGACCAGAUUGGUGUGCUGCAGAGGUGCCGAAGAACGGGGGUCAUCUGUCUCUUCAGCUCAGGGAACGCAUUGGCGGUGGCAGAGGUGCGGUUGUCUAUGCAGCCGAGAUCGCACGACCGAACCGUUGUCGUACACUGGCACGAGAGGCAUGGAUCUACGAACGGCUCCCCGAGGAUGAUAUCCUCGAUGCGUCUUCUGAACGCCGGAGAUCCGACGAUACUAGUCGCGACGACCCCUUGCGUGACGACAUGCGUGGAUGCGACGACUCUCCUCCCGGCGGAAGGGAGCUCUCUUCGUGGUGCGAUUGGCGUCCCGACCCUGAAGCGCCGCUCCUGGCCGUACUCGUGAUGGCACGCGGAGGGCGGAAAUACACCCUCGAUGAAGAUGACUUUGACCCAAGAACCGAGGCCGAAGUAAACCAGAUUCUCGAUGACUUGUCUUCUGCGUACAUCAUGCACCAAGAUCUUCGACCAGCCAAUCUCAUACGCGCUCCGGCGGCCACGCAGAAAUGUCCGACGCACAAGCGCGUGCAUAAGUGGAAUAUCAUUGAUUUUGGCUGGUCGAGCGUCGACGAGCAUGACGGGAACGAUGUCGAGGGAGACGUUAUCAAGAAGCUGCAUAGAUUCAACUAUGAAAAUCCGUACUUUCGCCUUGGUAGCGACGAUCUCUGCUAA